Molecule: messenger RNA, 519 nt
Organism: Caenorhabditis remanei
Lineage: Eukaryota; Metazoa; Nematoda; Chromadorea; Rhabditida; Rhabditidae
Exons: 1
Coding region: 1-519 (172 amino acids)
Source: RefSeq, a predicted model, not a curated record
AUGAUCUCCAUUGAAAACUCCCAAACGUUUGAUGUAAGCGGAGAAUUCUUCCGGUGUGUAAAGACCGAAACGCUCAUCUUCUGUUGGAUAGUAGGCAAUGUCGAAGUUGAAAUGGGCGGCUCCGUUGAUGUGCUCGGCCAGGUAUUCUGGAUUCUUCAACUCGUUCAUUCCAACUCCGAACUUGUUGUAGUACUUGGAUUUGUACUCAGCAAUGUCGGCUUUUGGCUUGAACGUCCAGGAGCAAUCGAGGAUGCGGACAUUCUGAAAUUAAGAAGAGUUUCAUACACCAGAAGCUUCAAAGCAAACGAAAAAGAAGGCAACUCACUCCGAAGUUUUGCACCACCCACUUGGGUUCGACGAUCAUUUCGACAGCCAUGGCUCUUCUUUUUUGAGUUGGUUGAAAAUCGCUGGUUGGGAAACGAUGAACUGAUUGAUUCGAGCAAAAUCCCGACUAUUUACGCUAGUCUUAUCAGUUUGACACGAUCUCAGAGGUCAUCGAAACGUGGAUUGUCACGCUGA